This is a messenger RNA of Aptenodytes forsteri (emperor penguin), 2004 nucleotides long. It is a transcript of the gene MLXIPL, whose product is annotated as MLX interacting protein like. The transcript has 15 exons. NCBI's taxonomy places the organism in Eukaryota, Metazoa, Chordata, Aves, Sphenisciformes, Spheniscidae. The coding region runs from base 1 to 2004 and encodes 667 amino acids. The record is from RefSeq and is a predicted model, not a curated record. Gene Ontology annotation, cellular component: nucleus. Gene Ontology annotation, biological process: regulation of transcription by RNA polymerase II. Gene Ontology annotation, molecular function: protein dimerization activity; DNA-binding transcription factor activity, RNA polymerase II-specific; RNA polymerase II cis-regulatory region sequence-specific DNA binding.
AUGGCAGGAGCUCAGGUGGGGCUCCCAGGACCCUUCCCAGAGCCCCCGGUUGGGCCAUGCCCCGUCUCUGACUCCGACUCCGACUCCGAGGAUGCAGCUGUGGCUGGCACAGGACCUGGCACCGGGGCGCAGAACCUCCCCCAGGUCAUCCACAGUGGCCACUUCAUGGUGUCAUCCCCACACAGUGACUCGCUGCCCCGCCGGCGCCACCACCGCACCGAACCCGAACCGGCUGAUCCCCGGAGCAUUGACCCGACCCUCACCCGGCUUUUUGAGUGCAUGAGCCUGGAGUACAGUGGGAAGCUGGUGUCUCCAAAGUGGAAGAAUUUCAAGGGGCUGCGGCUGCUUUGCCGGGAUAAAAUCCGUCUCAACAACGCUAUCUGGAGAGCGUGGUACAUCCAGUAUGUGGAGCGGAGGAAGAACCCUGUGUGUGGCUUCAUCACUCCUCUGGAGGGAUCGGAGGCUGAUGAGCACCGAAAACCAGAGGCUGUCGUGCUGGAGGGCAACUACUGGAAACGCCGCAUCGAGGUGGUGAUGAGGGAGUACCACAAGUGGAGGAUCUACUACAAGAAGCGGCUCCGAAAGUCCACCCGGGAAGGAGAGGUCUCCAGUCCAAAGCAGGAUGAGGAUAUCUGGAGGCCAACGGAGAAAUGGUGCAACCAGCUCUUCUGCAACGUGGUACCCAUGCUGCUUGGGGAUGAGGAAGAGGAGCCGGGGGGUAGGCAGCACUUCGACUUGGACACCUUCCUCUCAGACAUCUCUGACACCCUCUUCACCAUGACACAGACACCCAGUGCCCACCAGGCACUCCCCGAGGAUGCGUAUGUUGGGAAUGCUGACAUGAUACAGCCGGAUUUGGCACCUCUGCAGCCCAGCCUGGAUGAUAUGGAGAUCUCGGCGGGUGCCGGAGCGCAGUGUGGGGUGGAUGGAGAAGUCCUGAUGGCAGAGGCGAGGGAGCAGCCCAGCCCUGUGCCCUGCUGGCACCACGCUCCAGAUAUCUUCCCCGGCCACCGGCCACCACCAUCACAGAUGCAACCGAGCUACCAGGAGCCGCCCUGCUUCGUGCCCAUGGCCGAGCCCGUGUUUGGCAGCGGGGGGUCCCUGAUGGGACGGGCAGGGAAGGGGCUGCAGCAACGCCAGUGCUGGGGGCUGGCUGUCCAGUGGGGCAGGAAAGGUCACCCAAGCCCCGACACCCUCACGCAGCAGCACCCUUCUGCUCCCUGCCUUCUUGCAGCCAAGCAGGAGCCAGCCCUGGAUGCCCCACGCCUGAUGGGCGCAGGACUCAUGCCCGCAUCCCCUGUCUCCCCGCAGAGUGCUGUCCCCGACGUCCCCGACACCUUCCUCUCCAGAAUGGCCCAGCUGAGCCCAGGACUGGCUCCUGGCUCCAGCCCUUCCCAAGCAGUGCCGGUGCCGCUGGCGGGCACCCAGCCGGGCCCACCGCUGGUCCCCAAGGCAGAACGGCUGUCCCCCACAUCGGCUUGCGGCAGCGACUGGCCCAAGCCCAGCCAGGCUUCCCCGGGACCUGCUGUGAGGCUGGGUGCUGGCAUCUCCCUGCACCACCCCGUGUCCCGUCGGGGCAGGCCUGAGUCCAGCAAGAUGGAGAGCCGCCGCAUCACGCACAUCUCCGCCGAGCAGAAGAGACGCUUCAACAUCAAGCUGGGCUUCGACACGCUGCACAGCCUGGUGAGCACGCUGAGCGCCCAGCCCAGCAUCAAGGUCAGCAAGGCCACCACUUUGCAGAAGACAGCCGAGUACAUCUGCAAGCUGCAGCAGGAGCGGGCAGCCCUGCAGGACGAGGCGCAGCGGCUGCGGGAGCAGAUCGAGGAGCUCAAUGGCUCCAUCAACCUGUGCCAGGAGCAGCUGCCGGCCACGGGGGUGCCCAUCACGCGCCAGCGCUUCGACCAGAUGCGCAGCAUGUUCGACGAGUACGUCCGCUCCUCCACGCUGCAGAACUGGAAGUUCUGGAUAGUAUCCUUUGGGGCCAGCGCCUGCUGCUUGCUCUGA